UCACACCCUCCUGCCUACAACUCCCUUUACAGACUAGAUUAGAGGAGGAUAAAGCUGAGUGGAAGUUGACACAUUCAGAUCUUCACUUGUGACUAGUAACCAUAGAAGUGUGGAUUCAGGUCUCAGAUAUUAACAUAAUGCUUAAGGAAGUGCUCUUGGGUCUUCUCAUAGCAGCUGUAGCGCUCACUGUAGGAAUCCUGCUUGGUCAUUUUGGCAUUAAGAAGGGAAGUUCGGUACCAGAAUGGGUCCAGGAUGCAUCCAAGGAUGUGGAUGAAAGGAUUAUUGAGGAAUUCCUUGAGAAACUGGACAACAUUCAAAUACAAGAAAAUCUUAGGGAACUGACCAAGGUUCCUCAUAUGGCCACAACCCCUGGAGAUGAGGCAACAGUGAAUUUGAUGUUGAAAAAAUGGCAGGACCCAAAGACAGGCUUGGACAGCGCAUGGAGGGAGGACUACGAUGUGUAUCUGUCAUUCCCAAACAAAACUAACCCCAAUAAAGUAUCUGUUGUUAAAUCAAAUGACAAAGUGCUGUUCACGGUAAGAGAGAGAGAGAAAGCAUACUACCCAGAGCAGGACGAUCCAGAGGUGGUGCAGCCUUAUGCAGCUUAUUCUCCAGCAGGACACGCCAAGGGAAAACUAGUGUAUGCAAACCAAGGUAAACUGAGUGACUAUGAGCUGUUAAACGCAACACUGAAUCUGACAGGAACCAUCGCCAUCACCAGAUACGGAGGAGAGGGAAGAUCUGGAAAGGCUAUCAAUGCAGCAAAGUUUGGAGUGGUCGGGGUGCUGGUCUAUACAGAUCCAUAUGACAUUAAUGAUGGAAAGUCAGAUGAAAGUGAAACUUACCCUCACUCCUGGUACCUCCCACCCUCUGGUGUAGAGCGAGGCUCAUACAACAUUGACUUUGGAGACCUAUUGACACCCUACCUAGCUGCAAAGAAGGACACCUACAGAAUUCCAAAGGAGCAAAUAACGGGCAUCCCACCAAUUCCAACACAGCCGAUAGGAUUUGAGGAUGCCUAUGUAUUAAUUUGCGAACUUGAUGGGAACGAUGCCCCUGAUGCAUGGCAAGGAGGUUUCAACUGCACAUACAAGUUUGGUGGACCAGGCUUUAAAUCCACAUCUCAAUUCAGUGACAGCGAUGUACAGUUGGACAUUUAUAACAGAGAGGAGAUAAAACCUUCAGCGAAUGUUAUGGGAAUAAUUCGAGGCAGUGUGGAGCCAGACAGGUAUGUGAUUUAUGGGAAUCACAGGGACAGCUGGGUGCAUGGAGCCAUUGACCCCAGCAGUGGGACAGCAGUGAUGCUAGAGAUCACCAGAGUGCUGGGGACAAUGGUAAAGGAAGGCAAAUGGAGACCUCGACGGUCCAUCAUCUUUGGCAGCUGGGGAGCUGAAGAAUUUGGCCUUAUUGGAUCGGCAGAAUACACAGAGGAAUACUUCAGUAAGCUGAUUGAACGUACUGUGGCCUACAUCAAUGUGGACAUCUCAGUGUUCGCUAAUGCCACCCUGAGGGCAUCUGGAUCCCCUUCAACACAGAAUGUGAUUUUUACAGCAUCCAAACAGGUAAAGGCACCUGGUACCACUGCAUCAGUCUACGACAACUGGAUAAAAUAUUUCAACAGGACCAGCCCAAAUUAUGGGUUAAUACCAAAUGUGGGGUUUUUGACAGGAGCAGGAAGUGAUUAUGCUCCUUUUAUGCACUACCUAGGAAUAACAUCUAUGGACUUUUCUUAUACCUAUGAUCGGAGCCAGACAAGAGCACGCAUCUACCCCGCCUACCAUACUGCUUAUGAUACAUUUGAUUAUUCAUCUAAAUACAUUGAUCCAGGUUUCACGAGUCACCAGGCGGUAGGCAGGACGGCAGGGAACGUGCUGGUGCGACUGGCUGACAGUCUUCUGUUGCCUUUGAACUGCAUUGACUAUGCUGAAAGUCUGGAGCAGUAUCUAGAUGAGGCUGUUAAAACCUUUGGGACCAAACUUACAAAUAAAGGGAUCUCUAUGGAACCCUUGAAGAACGCUGUGCAAUUAUUCCGCAACGCAGCCACAAAACUUGACACUGUGAUCAGGGAUGCAGAUCUCGCAAAUGAAACCCCCCUGAAGGCACGCAGAAUUAACGAUCAGCUCAUGCUGUUGGACAGAGCUUUCCUCGACCCAUUAGCGUUCCCAGAAAAAUACGCUUUCAGGCACGUCAUAUGGACCUCGAGGUCAUCGAGUGUGCCCACCUUCCCCGGACUAGCAGAUGCGGUGGAGAAGGCUGAGAAAAGCGGAAUGAAAGAUGAUUGGGAUCUGGCCCAUAAACACUUAUCCAUCGUCACACAGGCCAUUGCGGGAGCUGCACACACGCUGGACGAUGUCAUUUAAUACUAGUUGAGAUAUAGUUAUUAUUAGUCUUAUUUUGACAUCCACAAAAUACACAAAGGGAAUUAUGAAGCACACUAGAAAACCAUGUUACAGUAUGACUACCAUAACCAGUGCUUUUUCUGAAACUGAUAAUGAACAAAUAUAGUGAUCCAGGUAAACUGAAUUCAGAUGCAAAACCCUCUAAGUGUGUUUUUUUGUAAAUGAGCAUUUUUUAUUAGGCUCUUAGGUUGAAAAGGUUAUAUGUCAGUAAUCCUAAUGCCUUCAUUUUACAAAUGUCAUUUUAUUGGUAUUUAACAGUGGCGGCCGGUGACUUCUUUUUUCGAGGGCGCUCAAUGCGAAUGUAUGUUGUCUGUCAUGUGUGUGGUUCCUUAUUUCAAAAUAUGUGUUCUGCGCGUCGAGUGAUCCUAUGUGCAUCAUGUGUCUUGUCAAAAUAAGUGCCUGCUGCAGACGCGUCUAAAGGGUUUAUGAUAAAAGAUACGCUCACGUUUACCAGAUACUCGCAUAAUCUCACGCGUAAUCAAAGUUUACUGUUAAAGGUGCAGUGUGUAAUUUUUAGAAGGAUCUCUUGAAAGAAAUACAAAAUAAUAUACAAAACUAUAUUGUCAGUGGUGUAUAAAGACAUUUUAAAAUGAACCUUUAUGUUUUUAUAACCUUAGAAUGAGACGUUUUUAUCUACAUACACUGAGGGUCCCCUUACAUGGAAGUCGCCAUUUUGUGCUGUCAUGUUUAUACAGAAGCCCUUAACGGACAAACCUUUUUACUAAGUUGUCUCCGACAAUGAAAUGUUUGUCUGGUGGUUGCUAUCGUAGCUUCUUUAUGCAUUUUAAAAGCGAGGGUUGGGCAGUGGACUGAGCCUUUGGUUGCAAUUCGCAACCUCACCACUAGAUGCCGCUAAAAUUUACACACUGCACCUUUAAGGGCGUGUCUUGUGUGUAUUUUGUGAACGUGAGCGUCUCUUUUAUCAUAAACGGUUUUGACGCGUGUGCAGCAGGCACUUAUUUUGACAAAACACGUGAUGCACAUGACGCAACAAACACAUAUUUCGAAAACGCACAUGACACGCUGAACACAUAUUUUAAAUUUGCGCCCCUCGGAUGAGACGUCACGAGCCGCCACUGCUAUUUAACAAAAAAGAGAAAACAUUUAGCAGACAAUACACUGUUUUCAGGCAUGAUUUAUUGAAAACACACCAAAGUGAUACUCUACAAACCUGUAUUUUUCAUUAACAAGAGCAAUUCUCUCUUUUGGGUAUUAGUAAAAUUAACAAUACAUUCUGUCAA
Molecule: messenger RNA, 3640 nt
Organism: Misgurnus anguillicaudatus (oriental weatherfish)
Lineage: Eukaryota; Metazoa; Chordata; Actinopteri; Cypriniformes; Cobitidae
Gene: naaladl1
Product: N-acetylated alpha-linked acidic dipeptidase like 1
Molecular function (GO): carboxypeptidase activity
Source: RefSeq, a predicted model, not a curated record